GCUGUAGUCGCAUAGGCCGCAGCAGCAGUAAUCCGCGCUGUAUGGGCUCGUAGUCCAGUAUUAUCGGGAUUACCCGUCCCCCGCUCUUCUGGAGCAGCGACCACCGAUCCGGCAGAAGGAUGCUGAAGGCCAAGGUGCUGAUUGUUGGACCCAGUGAGUGUGGAAAGACAACUUUGUCCAACUUUUUAGCUGAUGCCACAGAAAAUAUUGGUGGAGAAUACAGUCCAACCCAAGGUGUGAGGAUACUAGAGUUUGAAUGCCCAAAUGUAAAUGGAAACAAAGGACCUGGAUGUGAAGUGGAGCUUUGGGACUGUGGAGGAGAUCACAAGUUUGAAAGUUGCUGGCCUGCGUUAAUGAAGGAUUCCCACGGGGUCAUUAUUGUAUUUAAUUCAGACAUUCCAAGUCACCUGAAAGAGAUUGAAAUAUGGCACAGUAACUUUAUCCAUCAGCAGCGCUUCCAAGAUAACCAGUGCCUCCUGAUCGCACAUCUCAAGCCUGGAUCAGGAGACCAAACCGAGAAACCAGAGCUAUCCUCAGCUUUAGCCAAGUUACCUUUGGUACAUUCCAAUCUAGAAGAAGAUCCUGAGGAUGUCAGACUGGAAUUUGUAAAAUAUCUCCGAGGUGUCAUCAGCUCAUUGUCAGAGAGUAGAGACCGGGAAGAAAUGUCUAUUAUUACAUAACAUUACUUUAUGACGCAAAAACUCAGGCCUUUUACUCACGUGUUUCCUUAUUCAGACCCAGACUUAGAAAGAAAACAACAGGAUGCUUCAUCGAGCAUAGCAAAGGCUAUUCACUGUUCUUACUAGGAAAUAACAUUCUGUAUUUUAUAGUUGGAAAUCUUAAAAUAUUUUAUUAUGACCAAUGUUUGUAUCAUACAAAAAUAUAUGUAUAGUAUUGUCCUUUAUGAAAAAAAAAAAAUUUAAUGCAUAGAAAGUUUCCAAAUGAAGAGAUAAAAUAGAGACAGCCUGUAUACACUACUUCAUUUCCUAUUUUCUAUAAUACUCUACCAGAUCUGCAAUUGUUAAAGCGAACCUGUCACCACAAAAUGCAAAGCAAUCAGCAGGAGGAGCUGAGCAGAUUGAUAUAUAUGUAUAUAUAUUUUUUUUUAGCUAUCUCUGUUUACGCACUUAC
This is a messenger RNA of Bufo bufo (common toad), 1131 nucleotides long. RefSeq names its product intraflagellar transport 22 (gene IFT22). Bases 120 to 680 code for a protein of 186 amino acids. Gene Ontology annotation, biological process: intracellular protein transport. Gene Ontology annotation, cellular component: endomembrane system. The transcript has 5 exons. Gene Ontology annotation, molecular function: GTP binding; GTPase activity. NCBI's taxonomy places the organism in Eukaryota, Metazoa, Chordata, Amphibia, Anura, Bufonidae. The record is from RefSeq and is a predicted model, not a curated record.